This is a messenger RNA of Yamadazyma jaroonii, 690 nucleotides long. The record is from the annotation of a GenBank genome assembly. Lineage: Eukaryota; Fungi; Ascomycota; Pichiomycetes; Serinales; Debaryomycetaceae.
AUGACAAUUGAAAAGACGUUAGUAGUGGGAGUUUUAGCCUUACAAGGUGCUUUUAUAGAACAUAUCAAUCAUUUCAAACAAUGUCAAGUUGAAUCAUAUGCAUUUUCUUUCGUAGAAGUUAGAACAGAAGAAGAAUUGAAUAAAUGUCACGCUCUAGUUAUUCCAGGAGGUGAAAGUACUGCUAUAUCAUUGAUUUCCCAAAGAACUGGACUUUUAAAACCUUUAAUGGAUUUUGUAAAGUCAAAUAAACCUAUUUGGGGGACUUGUGCUGGAUUGAUUUUCUUAUCGAAACAAAUCAUCAAUGGAAAACCCGGACAACAGAUUUUGGGUGGUAUGGAUAUUCAGGUAGAGAGAAAUGCUUUUGGUAGACAAUUGGAUUCAUUCCAACAAAACUUGGAUUUUUCUUCUUUCAUUCCUGAAUUGACUGAUUUCCCCACUGUUUUCAUUAGAGCUCCUGUUAUAAGUAAAAUCUUAAAUGAUGAACAACAAUCUGAUGAUGCAGAUGUCAUCUAUAGUAAAAAUGAUUAUGUUAAUGAUAGACCAGUAGAGGUCUUACACAAAUUGGAUAAUGGCUUCAUUGUUGCUGUUAGACAAGGGAAUAAGUUAGGUACUUCAUUCCAUCCAGAAUUAUCCGAAAAUCAUAAGUUCCAUCAAUGGUUUUUACAAGAUUUUGUAGUCAAUAGUAUUUAG